GCGCCCGCGCGCCUCUCCGGAGCGGCGAGCCCAGUCACGUCCGGGAGCUGCUUGCUCCUCUAAACGGCUUACGGGGUCUAGUUUGAUCCCUGAAAAGCUUUUUCUUCUGCCCGCUGCUCUCCGCCUUGUCCAUCCAGGGCGCCAGGGAGGCAUUUGGGCAGCUUUUGGCAGAAAUUCGCCUCGGCGGCCUUGCCCGCAGCGAUGUUUGCUGGUGUUCUCUGGAAGUGUCGCCCGCCCCGGGGCCCUUUUCGCGGCUGAGGCGUCAGUGGGGUUAGUGACUGGACCUGCUGAGAGGAGGAGACACCCCCUGACUCCCGGGCAGUGUCUGCUGGGAAGGCUUCACCGACCCGUGCAAGUGGGGAGGGCUCCAGACUACACCUUGAAAUGGAAGCGCGUGAAGCCUCACACUUUUAAGAUGAUCAGCCUAAUCCCAACUCAGGCCUCACUGGCCAGUGUCUCAGACACAAGUGGCGACCCCGGUUUCGUUUCUGAUUCCUGAAUGUGGGAUACUAUCAAAAGAACUGAAAGAUCUGGUCAUGGGAUUUGGACCCUAUUACUUUGUGAAGGGUUUACCUCUUUCUGAGUUAAUCACACACGAAUUCAUCAAUACUUUUGUCAAGAAAGGUUCGUGCUAUGCACUGACAUACAACACAAAUAUUGAUGAGGAUAAUACUGUUGCCCUGCUGCCAAAUGGGAAAUUAAUUUUAUCCCUGGAUAAAGACACUUAUGAAGAAACUGGACUUCAGGGCCGUCCAUCUCAGUAUUCUGGCAGGAAAACCAUGAGAUUCAUUGUUUCCAUUGAUCUGAUGGAUUUAUCCUCUAACCUGGACUCCAAGAAGUAUAAAAGAGUGUCUUGGGCCUUCAAAGAAAAGAAGCCGUUGAAGUUUGAUUUUCUUUUGGCAUGGCAUCAAACAGGUGCAGAAGGAUCCAUGAUGAUGUCAUACUUUUCCGGUUACGGAAUUCAGGAGCAUCAGCCAAAAAUAGCACUGAGCACGACGCCGGACCUGCGGUGCCCCGUGCUGCGGAGCGGCCUGCUCGGGGGCGAGCCGGAGGCGGCCUGCAGCGCCCACGAGCUCUUCGACUGGCUGGGCGCCGUCUUCAGUCACGCAGACCUAAAUAACGAGCCUUAUAAUUUCGUAUCGACCUACUGCUGUCCACAGCCGAGCGCGGUGGUGGCCCAGGCAUCCCUGUGCUCUGUCACUGGUUUCCUCCUCCCGGAGCGGAUAUGUGUCCUGUUGGAGCAGCUGUGUCGCUACUUUGAUGAACCAAAGUUGGCCCCGUGGGUGACGCUGUCCGUUCAAGGCUUUGCAGACAGCCCUGUUUCCUGGAGAGAAAGUGAACACGGUUUUCAGAAAGGAGGAGAACACUUAUACAACUUCGUGAUCUUUAAUAAUCGGGACUACUGGCUUCAGAUGGCCGUGGGGGCAAACGACGACUGUCCCCCGUAACAAGUGCAGCAUUUACAACCACGCUUGUCGAUGUUUGUCAUCGUUCGUGGUGGCGUGAGGACUGUUCGCUCAGCCUUGGAUGAGGUUUCUCAGGUCAGCGCCUGCCAGCAUCUGCUCUGGACUUGGGCCCCUCCUCUGUGCACGGCCGGGCCUACUGUCCAGCGGAACCUCGCAGCUGGUGUCUCCUCGUCCAUGUGAGCCCAGGGGGUGGGCGACUGCCUGGUGCCUUGGGCCAGGAUGGCCAGGGACCCGGGGUUCUGGGACCGUUGGGUAAGAUGUGCGCUGUGACUAGCUGUCUCACAUAAUAAUAACAGACAGUCCUUACAUCAUA
Molecule: messenger RNA, 1779 nt
Organism: Bubalus bubalis (water buffalo)
Lineage: Eukaryota; Metazoa; Chordata; Mammalia; Artiodactyla; Bovidae
Gene: RPP40
Product: ribonuclease P/MRP subunit p40
Exons: 8
Coding region: 537-1448 (303 amino acids)
Biological process (GO): tRNA 5'-leader removal; endonucleolytic cleavage in ITS1 to separate SSU-rRNA from 5.8S rRNA and LSU-rRNA from tricistronic rRNA transcript (SSU-rRNA, 5.8S rRNA, LSU-rRNA); tRNA 3'-end processing
Cellular component (GO): ribonuclease MRP complex; multimeric ribonuclease P complex
Molecular function (GO): ribonuclease P activity; ribonuclease MRP activity
Source: RefSeq, a predicted model, not a curated record